Carya illinoinensis is the source of this 2361-nucleotide messenger RNA. Its product is annotated as disease resistance protein RUN1-like. The transcript has 9 exons. Gene Ontology annotation, biological process: defense response. Bases 1 to 2361 code for a protein of 786 amino acids. The record is from RefSeq and is a predicted model, not a curated record. Lineage: Eukaryota; Viridiplantae; Streptophyta; Magnoliopsida; Fagales; Juglandaceae.
AUGGCAUUUGCUUUAUAUGUUCUUGGGGCAUCAAUGUUUGUCUCUCCAGGAGUGACUGCAUACACUCGAGCUGGCACUGGAGGUGGUGGCUUUGGUUUGAGAUCUCUGUUGGUCAAUACAGACAAUGCAACUGGGUUUGAAGGAAUUGGUUUAUCAUUGAAAGCCAUAUGUAAAAGGAAUGAAUCAGACUUUAUUCUGGACAUCAUUACAUGGGUGGACUCAAUAAUGGUAAAUCAUACAUUUCUUAAUGUUGCUAAGUAUCCGGUUGGAAUAGAGUCUCGUGUACGAGACAUUUAUCAGCAUUUAAGUUUGGAAAGGAAUGAUAUUACAUGCAUGGUGGGGAUAUUCGGAUCCGGUGGAAUUGAUAAUGUGGAUGAGUUGAAACAACUAGAAACAUUAGCCGGAGAUCAUAGAUGGUUUGGUCCAGGAAGUAGAAUCAUCGUAACAACAAGAGAUCAAGAUUUAUUAAAUAUCUCUAAAGUUGAUUCAAAAUACGAGUUGAAGUUUUUGGCAUACAAUGAAGCUCGUAAACUCUUUAGCUUGCAUGCUUUUGAGAAAGAAGAACCACUUGAUAGUUAUGCAGAAGUCUUUGAACAAAGUGUACUUCAAGUAAGUUAUGAUGGACUAGAGGAACGUGAGAAGGACAUGUUUCUUGAUAUUGCAUGUUUCUUCAAAGGAGAACCUUUGGCUGAUGUCAUUACAAUAUUUGAGAGUUGUGAUUUCCAUCCUAAUUAUGGUAUCCCGAAGCUUAUAGACAAGUGUCUUAUCACUGUUGGGUAUUAUAUUUGGAUGCACGACUUGCUACAGGAUAUGGGCAGAGAAAUUGUCAGAAAGGAAUCACCCAAACAACCAGGCGCACGUAGUAGAUUAUGGUUUCAUGAAGACAUUCGCUAUGUACUAGAGGAAACUACUGAAUUGCAAAUUCUGUGGUCUGAAAAUUUAGUUGAAGUUCAUGAUUCUGUUGGAUUUCUCGAUAAGCUUGUUGAUUUGGGUCUUUAUGGAUGCCCUAACCUGAAGAGUUUUCCAAGGCGUCUCAAGUUGAGAUCUCUAAGAUACCUUACACUUCAUAAAUGUUCAAAACUUCAAAACUUUCCACAAAUCGAGUGUAAAAUGGAACUUUUAAGUUCCAUUCGUUUGGAGGGCACUGCAAUAAAAGAAUGGCCUUCAUCCAUUAUUGGGUACCUCACUCUUGCUCUUAAUUUGUUAUCUCUGAAACAAUGCGUUCAUCAGUUGCAAAAUCAAAAUGAGCUUUGUCUUAGUGCCUACUCUAUAAUAUUGCUUGGAGAAGAUGAACCGGAUUCAUCCAUUAAUGGAUGCUUCACUGGGAUUGAACAUUUAUCUAUAGAAGGAAGCCUCGUGGACUUGGUGCGACUCCCAAUCAGCGUUCCUCAUUUACAACAUCUAAAGAGUCUUUCUCUCGCUAAUCAUCCAAAUCUUGCAAUACAUGAAAUACAUUCAUCCAUUGGGUACCUCACUGGGCUUAAAAAGUUGCGCCUAACAAGAUCCCUAUUCUUUGAUGGGUAUCCGUCGCCGGUUUUUAAUAAUUGGUAUCUUGAUGGCUUUUCAAUUUAUUGUUCAUCCACUUUGCAAGAGUUAGAUCUAUCUCAAAGUGGUAUUGUUAGGCUUCCUCCGAGUAUCGAAAGCUUUGUUGAAUUGAGGAUUCUCAAAUUGUGGGAAUGCUACAACCUUAAAGAAAUUCUAUAUCUUCCACCAAAUAUACGAGAGCUAGAUGCUAGUGAGUGUUUCUCCUUGGAAAGAUUCCCAGAAGCAUCAACAAAAUUUCAAUUCAAUACAUGUGGCUUACGAGAGUUAAGAUGUUGCCAUAAAUUGGUUGCAAAUAUAGGGCGUCAAGUGCCAAAUCCUUCAUUUGUUGAGGGAAUAAGAUUCCAGAUUGGUUUAGCCAUACUAAGGUCAAAUAGUCAUUCCUGGGAAUUGGAUAUUAGUGGGCCCUUGUAUUUGGAUGAAAUCAUAGGAUUUGUUUUCUGUGCUGUUCUUGGAUCCGACCCGGAUGGAUCAUAUGGAGUGUUGGCCGAUAUUUGUGUUUCUAUAAACGGUAACAGACUUGUAGAAUUAACAGAUUUUUACAUAUAUGAUGGCUACGAUUAUGCAGACUGGGAUGAUGGAGUCUGGGAUCAUGUAUAUCUAAACUACUCAUUUCCAAAAUCUAUCGAGCAAUGCUAUGGUGUUGACAGUGAUUUCGCAGAAGCAGAAGGAGGCUCUGAGGGAAGUUUGAAAGAAGAAGUACUUGCCCCUCGAUCUGUGCCCCAAGAAGGCUUGGACAAUUUGGAGAAGGCUUACUUGGCACCAGGUGUUGUUCGUGAUAUGGUUGUUGGUGCAGGGGGUUUAAGCAUUGCAGAUUAA